Molecule: messenger RNA, 957 nt
Organism: Auanema sp. JU1783
Lineage: Eukaryota; Metazoa; Nematoda; Chromadorea; Rhabditida; Rhabditidae
Source: the annotation of a GenBank genome assembly
AUGCAAGUUCAUACGGCUACAUUUGUAGCCAGCUCCAUGAGCGGUAUCGCUCUAGUUUGCUGUUUGAUGGCCAUGGGUCAGAUUUACACUAAUGUUCAAGACUUCUGGUCUGAGCUUGAUGGGGAAAUGGUCAACUUCCGUACAAACACCGAUGAGAUGUGGAAAGAUAUGAUCACAAUCGGUUCUAGACGCAAGAGAAGAGAUGCUUACACUGCCAACACUGCCAAUACUUACAACGAGGGAAUAAACCAACCAUCUGCCCCAGCUCACGGUUUCGCUAUGCCUCCAGCAGGUCCUGAGCCAGCACCAGGAUGUUCUUGCAAUGCAGAGAACAAAUGCAACCCUGGCCCAAUCGGACCAAAAGGAUCUCCUGGAGCACCAGGACCAAACGGAGUACCAGGAAUUGAUGGAAAGCCUGGUGUUGAUUCUCAAGAUGUCGAACCAGCAUCUCAAGAUAUUGGAGUUUGCUUCCACUGCCCACCAGGAACACCAGGACCACCAGGUCCACUCGGAAGACCAGGACCAAGAGGAAUGAAGGGAGCCGACGGAAAUAUGGGAAGAGAAGGAAGAGAUGGAAACCCAGGACAUCCUGGACAAAUGGGACCCCCAGGACCACCAGGACGUAUCGGACCAGAUGGACCACCAGGAGAAAAGGGAACUGAUGGCCGUAAGCCAAUCGGAAGACCAGGACCAAAGGGACAACGUGGACCUCAAGGAGAACAAGGACCACAGGGAGACAACGGUAAAGACGGCCCAGUUGGAGCCUCAGGACCAUCUGGAUCACCAGGAGGACCAGGACCACAAGGAGGCAGAGGACUUGACGGACCUCCAGGAGGAGAAGGAGGUGUUGGACGCCCAGGUCAUGAUGCUGAAUACUGCCCAUGCCCACAACGAGCCAAGGAUGGAUCAGCUCCAGGAGGCAUCGGAGGUGGAGACAACUACCAAACGGGAAAGUAA